UAUUUCCCCCUUGGAGCCUCAGUUUCUUAAUCUGUCAAAUGGGACCAGGGAAUGCCUGCGCCGCGGAUGGCACACAGGGAGGCGGUGAGGUGGAUCUCACCCUCUUUCGCUCUCCAGCGGGGAGCUGUCCCUUUAACACGGGAGGAGGGGUCAAGGCCACGGGAGGCUGGCAGAAGCCGGGCAGAGCUGGUUCCAGUUAGGCUGUGGGCAGCAGGCUGCAGCCAAGUUGGAUCCGGGACUCUUGAGCAGAAAGAUGAAAUAAUCCAGAGAAAAAAACAUAACGACAAUGAUGACGGAGGAGAGAAGGAGGGGAGUGGUGCAGGUGUGGCUGGAACAGGCGGCCGGGAGUGGACGCCGGGCCCGCCAGGUGGUUGCUGGGAUGGAGAGCCCUCUGGCGGAGUGCGCUAAGGGCGGGCACUUCCACGUGGUCACGCCCCUGCUGGAGAGCUGGGCGCUGUCCCAGGUGGCGGGCACCACCGUCUUCCUCAAGUGUGAGAAUGUGCAGCCGGCCGGCUCCUUCAAGAUCCGGGGCAUCGGGCAUUUCUGCCAGGAGGCGGCCAAGAAGGGAUGCAGGCACCUGGUGUGCUCCUCAGGGGGCAACGCGGGCCUCGCGGCUGCCUACUGCGCUCGGAAGCUGGGCAUUCCCGCCACCAUCGUGCUCCCCGAGGGCGCCUCCCAGCCCGUGGUGAAGAGGCUGCAGGGGGAGGGGGCCGAGGUGCAGCUGGUUGGAAUGGUCUGGGACGAGGCCAACCUGAGGGCACAGGAGCUGGCCAGGAGGGACGGCUGGGUGAAUGUGCCCCCGUUCGACCACCCGCUGAUAUGGGACGGCCACGUCAGCCUGGUGCGGGAGCUGAAGGCGGCCCUGGGGAGCCCCCCGGGGGCCCUGGUGCUGGCGGUGGGGGGCGGGGGGCUCCUGGCCGGGGUGUCGGCCGGCCUGGCCGAGGUGGGCUGGCAGCACGUGCCCAUCGUCGCCAUGGAGACCCGAGGGGCCCACUGUUUCAACGCGGCCGUGGAGGCAGGCAGGCUGGUCACGCUGCCCAGCAUCACCAGCGUGGCCAAGUGCCUGGGUGCCAAGACGGUGGCAGCACGGGCCCUGGCGUGCACGCAGGAGCUGCGGAUCCUCUCUGAGGUGGUGGAGGACAGCGAGGCUGUGACUGCCGUGCAGCGGUUCCUCGAUGACGAGCGCAUGUUGGUGGAGCCUGCCUGCGGGGCAGCCUUAGCUGCCAUCUACUCCGGCCUCCUGGGGAAGCUCCAGGCCGCGGGCCGCCUGAGCCCCACGCUGGCCUCCGUGGUGGUCAUUGUGUGUGGAGGCAACAGCAUUGACAGCCGGGAGCUGCAGGAACUGAAGGCCCAGCUAGGCCAGAGCUGAGGCUCCUGGAUGCUCCUGGAGCUGCCGAGGGGCCUCUGUGCUCACAGAUGGCCCUGGAAGCUACCCUGGGCUUCUGGGCUGGCCGCCUCCUGCAGGAAGCCCUCCGGGACUGCUCCCUUCAGCACCCCCACAGCCCUGACCAAUAAACUCUUCCUGAGUUGAGUCUGUAACUCUGGCGGGCCCAUUC
Myotis myotis is the source of this 1556-nucleotide messenger RNA. RefSeq names its product serine dehydratase like (gene SDSL). The transcript has 9 exons. Bases 287 to 1369 code for a protein of 360 amino acids. Gene Ontology annotation, molecular function: L-serine ammonia-lyase activity; threonine deaminase activity. Lineage: Eukaryota; Metazoa; Chordata; Mammalia; Chiroptera; Vespertilionidae. The record is from RefSeq and is a predicted model, not a curated record. Gene Ontology annotation, biological process: L-serine catabolic process; L-threonine catabolic process.